AUGAGCUCUCGACUUGUUUCAAGUGAUGCAACUACCAAGGUCGAUGCUCCUUUUCGCGAAGCUGUUGGUGCGUUGAUGCACCUGACCACUGCAACGCGUCCGGACAUUGCGUUUGCUGUGGGCUAUGUAUCGCGGUUCAUGGAAAAUCCCCAAGAAGAACACUGGGUUGCAGUUAAGCGUAUCUUUCGCUACCUACAAGGCACCAAGACGCAUGGAAUUUGCUACAAGCCAAGUGCAAGGAUCGACUUCCGUGGAUAUUCGGAUGCGGAUUGGGCUGGUGAUCUUACCGACCGCAAGUCAACAUCGGGGUACACGUUCAUGCUACUCGGUGCGCCAGUGAGUUGGGGCAGCAAGAAGCAGCCAAGUGUUUCGUUGUCCACGAGUGAAGCCGAAUACAUCGCACUCAGCUUGGCGAUUCAAGAGGGCAAGUGGAUUCAUCGUCUGCUUUGUGAGAUCGUGAUGGCUGCCAAUGAAGAAGGACCGGAACUCAUGAUUCAUGAAGACAAUCAGUCAUGUAUCAAGAUGACGAAGAACCCAGUCAACCACGGCCGUGCCAAGCACAGUGAUAUCAAGUACCAUCACAUCCGUGAUGAGGUCAAGCGCGGUGAAGUGAAGCUCAAGUACUGUGAAACUGCGGUGAUGUUAGCGGACAUCAUGACGAAGGGACUUCACGGGCCACGCCACAAGGAGAUGACGGCAACUCUCGGGAUUCGUGAGCAUUCGGAUUGA
Messenger RNA from Peronospora matthiolae, 729 nucleotides. Lineage: Eukaryota; Oomycota; Peronosporomycetes; Peronosporales; Peronosporaceae. The record is from the annotation of a GenBank genome assembly.